AUGCCCUCUGGAUGCAGUAUCAGGGCUCUCUGGAUUAUCAACAAUCAGGAAACUGCUGUCUUCUCCAGGAGAUUUCCGGUCGUCGAGAAGCAAUGGUGCUCCGCUUUCAAGACGGCAAACGGGGACAGUGGUUUAGAUCUUCCUCGACUUCCCACUGAUCAACAACUCGCCAAUGCUUUUGCCCGAAGAAAGAGACGGGAAGGCUCUACUCGUGGAUAUGGCAUACGUGUAGCUCAAUCGACUAUAGGAUCGGAUUCCUGGGUUGACGAUCCCAUAACUCGCCAUGUUAUCAGCCUUUGCUUAAGCAACGACGAAGAAGAAGAGGAUUCCAGGAAUGUUCUUUGGCCCAUUGUCCUGCACACCAAAGGCCUCUAUUCCAUCCUCGUCUUGCCUUUGGUUGAGCCAAGGGAGCUCAAGGAUUACGUCAAGUUAUGUCGGAGAUCUGAUUGCGGACCAGCUGUGGGUGAAGAUUUGAGUUUGUCAUCUGUCUUGCUUAACAUUUCAUCCAUCACUGGGGCUUUCAUGGUGGCUCAUGCUUUUGGUGACAUCGUUUCUGGUGAUAUCGCGGAACCUGAGGUUGUCGUGAGUGCGUCACCAUCAGUUGGGGGAUUGUUUGAUUCACUAACUGGAAGCAUUGGUAUCUCAUCAAGGGCAAAACCCGUUGCUGCACCUGUUGCAUCUUCUUCCCCGUCUGGAGCUGCAACAACUGGAGCUGCAGCAUCAGAUGCUCCCAAAGCAGGGUCCAGGCUAGAUAGAGAUUUACUUAGAAAUUUUAUCGCUACUGCUAUGCCGUUUGGUACCCCAUUAGACCUCAGCCUAUCUAAUAUUUUUGCUAUCAAGGCGAAUGGCUUUUCCUCCGCUGAGCCUCCUCCCCAAGAACUUAAGCAACCAGCAUGGAAGCCAUACCUGUACAAAGGAAAGCAAAGGCUAUUGUUCACAAUCCAUGAGACAGUUAACGCUGCACUGUACGACCGCGAUGAGAUUCCUGAUAAUGUGUCUGUUGCGGGACAGAUAAACUGUCGGGCAGAGCUAGAAGGACUGCCUGAUGUGUCGUUUCCUCUUGCUGGUCUGAGUACAGCCCACAUCGAGGCUAUAUCUUUCCAUUCAUGCGCCCAAGUUCCAGCACAUGGGAUUGACAAGCAGAACAUUGUUUUCCAGCCGCCCUUGGGUAACUUUGUUCUCAUGCGAUACCAGGCGGGUUGUGGGCUUGGACCACCAGUGAAAGGUUUCUAUCAGCUAUCGAUGGUCUCAGAAGACGAAGGUGCAUUCCUCUUCAAGGUGCGCCUAAUGGAAGGUUACAAGGCUCCUCUGUCUAUGGAAUAUUGCACUAUUACUAUGCCCUUUCCAAGGAGACGAAUUGUGGCAUUUGAUGGGACCCCGUCAGCUGGGACUGUUUUGACCACAGAACACUCUGUUGAGUGGAGGAUUCUGGGCAGCGGACGUAGUCUUUCUGGGAAAAGCCUUGAGGCAACUUUCCCUGGGACCAUCAAGUUUAGCCCAUUGCAGAGCAAGAGAAGAGGGGACGGGGACGAUGAAGAGAGCGAGGGUGAGAGCGGUGAGGGUACAGAUAAUGUAGUGAAUGUGGAGGAGUUCUUGGUGCAGAAAAUGAACAAGGAUCUCCCAGCAGUUGACUUGGAGGAACCGUUCUGUUGGCAAGCCUAUGACUACGCUAAGGUCUCGUUCAAGAUUGUCGGGGCAUCUGUAUCUCGAAUGUCAAUCGACACAAAAUCGGUCAAUAUCUACCCAACCACAAAGUCGCCGGUGGAGUUUUCUGCUCAGGUGACUUCUGGGGAUUAUAUAUUAUGGAAUACAUUGGGGAAAGCUCCAUCAGCAGCCGCUGUGUAA
Messenger RNA from Arabis nemorensis, 1845 nucleotides. The record is from the annotation of a GenBank genome assembly. Lineage: Eukaryota; Viridiplantae; Streptophyta; Magnoliopsida; Brassicales; Brassicaceae.